Molecule: messenger RNA, 432 nt
Organism: Enterobius vermicularis (human pinworm)
Lineage: Eukaryota; Metazoa; Nematoda; Chromadorea; Rhabditida; Oxyuridae
Source: the annotation of a GenBank genome assembly
AUGGCCGCUGAAGAAAAAAACGAUCAGGAGUUGUUAAGCAAGGCUAUUGGAGCAAUGUCGAAUGUAUAUGUUCCAUACAGUAGAUUCCCAGUUGGAGCUGCCUUACUGUGCGCAGAUGGAACUGUGAUCACUGGAGGAAACAUCGAAAAUUCCUCGUACGGAGCUACUAUAUGUGCAGAACGUAGCGCAGUAGUUCGAGCACUGGCUGAAGGGCAUCGUGAGUUCAAAGCUAUUGCUGUGGCUACAGAACUUAAAGAACCAGCUUCACCGUGUGGUAUCUGCCGUCAGGUUCUCGUUGAAUUCGGCGACUUUAAGGUAAUAAUGGGAUCAUCAAAGUCAGACAAAAAAAUAAUUACCACAACCUAUGGCUUACUUCCUUAUGCAUUUACUCAAAAAUCACUUGACGAUUUUGCUGCACAGACGAAAGCAUGA